GGAAUCAAGGAAAAAAAGUUGCAGGGCUCUCUCUCUCUCUCUCUCUCUCCCGCUGAAUUUAGUUGAAAGGCUCGACCGUCUUCAACCUCUUCUCAACGAUAAGAAAAUCGGAACUAUCCGCACCCUAUCAAAUCACUCCCCUUCUACUCUUCUCAUCCACACAUAAACCCUGCCUGAACGCCUUGUUCUCUCCGUCUCUCGCGCGCGCGCACACACACACACGCUCAGGGGCGCUCGUGCGCACGCACAUUCACUUACGCACACACUCUCUCUCUCUCCCUCUCUCUCCACAGACGCCCACACACUCUCCCUAUCUGAAGCCAAUGGCUUCAGCAGCAGCACCAGCCUCUUUCUCCCUCCUUCCCACCACCUCCACCACUCGCGCCUCUCUCUCCACCACCCGUUUCCUCCAUCUCCGCUCGCCUCUACGCCGUCUGGGUUUCGCUGGAGCCGCCGCAGAUCCACUUCUCGCCGUUCACGUCGCGACGAAGCUCCGAUCCUGCGUACCCGCCGGUAAGCCCAUAAGGGGCGUCCUCUCGAUGGCCAAGAAAAGUGUAGGAGACCUGACGGCGGCUGACUUGAAGGGCAAGAAGGUUUUCGUGAGGGCUGACUUGAAUGUGCCUUUGGAUGAUAACCAGAACAUCACUGAUGAUACUAGAGUCAGGGCUGCAGUGCCUACUAUUAAACACCUCAUCAAUAAUGGGGCAAAAGUCAUUCUUUCUAGCCAUUUGGGACGGCCAAAAGGUGUCACUCCAAAAUUCAGUUUGGCUCCUCUUGUGCCCAGGCUAUCCGAACUCCUUGGUAUUCAGGUUGUAAAGGCUGAUGACUGUAUUGGUCCAGAGGUGGAAAAGUUGGUGGCUACACUCCCAGAUGGUGGUGUUCUUCUUCUUGAGAAUGUGAGGUUUUAUAAGGAGGAAGAGAAGAAUGAGCCUGAGUUUGCAAAAAAGCUUGCUGCCUUGGCAGAUCUCUAUGUGAAUGAUGCAUUUGGGACUGCACAUAGAGCCCAUGCCUCAACAGAAGGGGUUACAAAAUUCUUGAAGCCAUCAGUUGCUGGUUUCCUUUUGCAGAAGGAACUUGACUACCUUGUUGGAGCAGUUUCAAACGCAAAGAGACCAUUUGCUGCCAUUGUGGGAGGUUCAAAAGUCUCCUCCAAGAUCGGGGUGAUUGAGUCACUCCUUGAAAAGUGUGAUAUACUUCUUUUGGGUGGAGGAAUGAUCUUUACAUUUUACAAGGCACAGGGCCUCCCGGUGGGCUCUUCACUUGUAGAGGAAGAUAAGCUUGAUCUUGCAACAUCUCUCCUCAAGAAGGCCAAGGACAAAGGAGUGUCUCUCUUGUUACCUGCAGAUGUGGUUAUUGCAGACAAGUUUGCCCCUGAUGCAAACAGCAAGAUAGUGCCAGCAUCUGCCAUACCAGAAGGCUGGAUGGGAUUGGAUAUUGGACCAGAAUCUGUCAAGACAUUUAACAAUGCUCUGGACACUAGCAAAACUAUUAUCUGGAAUGGGCCAAUGGGAGUGUUUGAGUUCGAAAAAUUUGCUUUUGGGACAGAGGCGGUUGCAAAGAAGCUUGCUGAGCUUAGUGGAAAGGGUGUGACGACAAUUAUUGGAGGUGGGGAUUCCGUUGCGGCUGUAGAAAAAGUAGGAGUUGCGGAUGUGAUGAGCCACAUAUCAACGGGCGGUGGUGCCAGUUUGGAGUUGUUGGAAGGCAAACCGCUUCCUGGUGUUCUCGCUCUUGAUGAAGCCACCCCAGUUGCUGUGUGAGAUGAGUUUAUAUUGAUUCUUUGGUUUUGGGUAAGCUGUUCUCAUGUGAUCUUAUUUAGGUUUGCCAACACAAAACAAAAUGCCAUUGAAAGAUGGAAGAUGAGAUGUCAUGUUGCAAAUUUAACCAUCGCUUGAAAUAUAUAUAAAGUUUUCUCUCCCGCUGUUUAAA
This is a messenger RNA of Malania oleifera, 1926 nucleotides long. Its product is annotated as phosphoglycerate kinase, chloroplastic. The record is from RefSeq and is a predicted model, not a curated record. The coding region runs from base 324 to 1757 and encodes 477 amino acids. The transcript is spliced from 6 exons. Gene Ontology annotation, cellular component: cytosol. Gene Ontology annotation, molecular function: ATP binding; ADP binding; phosphoglycerate kinase activity. NCBI's taxonomy places the organism in Eukaryota, Viridiplantae, Streptophyta, Magnoliopsida, Santalales, Ximeniaceae. Gene Ontology annotation, biological process: glycolytic process; gluconeogenesis.